AUGGAUGCUGGCGGCUCGCCAGAUCUCUCGAAGGGUUGCAGCACCAGCGGCCACAUCCACGGAACACACAGCAGGAGCCACUGCCCCAUACAGCGCGAGAUCGCUCGAACUAUCUGGGGGAAGCGUCACUCUGCAGAAGCAGAGCAAGCCUGCAAGCCAUCACGAAGCGCAGACGCAGAAAAACGCCUGCACACACUGCAGAUCUCUCUACACGCAGCGUCACAGAGGAACAGAAAGACGCAGCCACACGCGCCAACCGACUCAACAGAUGCAACGCUAGAAGCGGCCUCAAACGAGCAUCCAUUCUUAACCCUAUGGAGUCAAAAGCUGGCACUGCCUCCUCACGCCAGCAACACCAUCGUCCGAAUUAAAGGAAGAGCAGCAGCACCCGCUGCUGCCGUAGCUGCCGGUCCUGGGGAAGCCGCAGGUAGGCAGAGCGUCGAGAAUUCGCGAAGACAGAUCCCCUCUGUCCUCUUUGCCAAUGCGUCUAAUGCAUCCGAUGCAGCAGCAGCAGCAGCAGAAGGCAAACUUCCACCUAACACCCCCCUCACAAGCACCACGAAACAGCCCCUCGCCACAACCACCCCUCCAGCAGCAGCAACUACACCAGCAAGCACGUCUGUCGCUGCACGUACACCAAGCACAAAACUGUUAAAAGCCGUCUUCUUAGGAUCCAUUACUGCAGCAGAGGCUUCUCUGUUCAUAGCAGAAAGCCCUCAACAACAGCAGCACGAGCAGCAACAGCACGAGCAGCAACAGCAGCAAGAGCAACAGCAGCAGCAACAGCAGCAACAGCAGCAGCAACAGCAGCAGCCUCUACAAGAGCAGCUGUUUCAAGACCAAGACGCCCCUCCACACCUUAGUCAGGAGAGGCAGGAUCGAGUUGCGGAGUUUAAGAAGACAGUGCUUCAAAAGAAGCGAGACAUCGAGAAAGAUUACACGCAGCGGCAGCAAGUCGUGGAAGAGGUUCUUGCUGUCGCUAGCACCCUUCCACCCCCCGAUCAACUUCGCUUCUUGUCAGCAUCUUCAGCGGCAUAUGGGGAGGCGCUUGGCAUGCAUCUGCUCAUCAAGAGACAUCCUCUGUCUCUAAAAGACUUCACGUUCAUACAAGUUCCGAAGUCACGUGUCAGCCGCACUUCCUCUCGCGAGAGACAAUUUGCGGAGAGAGACUGUCUGGCGCUGUGUAGUGGAGGCAGCAGCAACGGCAGCAGCGGCGUCGUGCUGCUGCAGCAGACGCUGCAGGACGGGCAGCAUCUCUAUCAGCUGAUGCAAUUCUUGGAGGGAGGCAGUCUCAUGCAUUACAUGCAUGCGAAACAGCGCUUCGAUGAGGCAACAGCUAAACUCUACAUUGCCCAACUCAUAAUUGCCGUCAGCGAGAUUCACAAGCUGCACUACAUCCAUCGAGAUAUCAAACCAGACAACAUCGCCUUCACGCGCGAGGGGCAUCUCAAACUGUUGGAUUUUGGACUUGCGCGGUAUGCCCCUCACGUCUUUAGGACAGACGCGAGCAACGGACUGCCUGAAAGCAUGGGGAGCUGCGCAGCAGCUAGCUGCGCCUCAACAACUCUCAGCACCGACGCCUCACUCCACCACUCCAGCAAACAGCAAGAACUGAACUCUGAAGGAGUCUUUAUGCCCUCCCUGCCUCAGACUCUGCAAAGACCAACCAGCUCGCUGCUUCGCUCUAUAUGCGGAACGCCUAUGUACACCGCUCCCGAG
Cyclospora cayetanensis is the source of this 1719-nucleotide messenger RNA. RefSeq names its product serine/threonine-protein kinase CBK1. Gene Ontology annotation, biological process: intracellular signal transduction; peptidyl-serine phosphorylation. The record is from RefSeq and is a predicted model, not a curated record. Lineage: Eukaryota; Apicomplexa; Conoidasida; Eucoccidiorida; Eimeriidae. The transcript is spliced from 10 exons. The annotation marks the transcript as partial. Gene Ontology annotation, molecular function: ATP binding; protein serine/threonine kinase activity.